AUGGCUGAAGCUAUGCAAAGUCUCCCACCGCUUGGUUUCAUUGCCAUCGAAGUCGAUAUCCACCGACCACCAGGUGAUCCCUACAAUGAUCGAACCUGGUCGUUUCCUCUCAUCCGUGAAAUGGCUGAGGGAUCAAAAGUUUCGCAAGUCGUCACCUCUUCAAGUUAUGACUCUACAUUCAUAGACCGUUUUGUAGAUGCCGGUCUACGUCUAGCGGCUAGAGGCUGCGUAGGCAUCAUCACUAGUUGCGGUUUCCUAGCACUAGCCCAGGCCGAACUUACUGCAAGAUUGCCCAUCCCAAUCGCAACGUCAUCGCUGGCUCAAUUGCCUUCCAUCCUACCUCUGCUUCCGCCGGGCAAUAGCGUUGGGGUUCUGACCUACGAUGAAUCAAGACUAGGCUCACAACACCUUGCGAGCUUUGUGUCCGAGCAGUCGCUUCCCAAGAUCAUCGUCCGUGGUGUACCUGCAGAAGGACAUCUGAGAGGUACAAUUGGAAAGGGCGCCCCGUACGUCCACGAAGAUAUUGAGGCAGAACUCGUCGCUGUUGCAAGAGACUUUGUGGCUAGUCGGCCUGACAUUAGAAUCCUGGUACUCGAAUGCACCAAUAUGCCACCAUUCUCGGAAGCAAUCUACAAAGCACUGGGCGGGAAGAUCCCCAUCUACGAUGUGUACACUAUGGGACAGUGGUUCUACUCUGGGUUAGUAAGACGAGCGCCGGUUCACUGGCGCGGGUAG
Messenger RNA from Colletotrichum phormii, 735 nucleotides. RefSeq lists its product as uncharacterized. The coding region runs from base 1 to 735 and encodes 244 amino acids. The record is from RefSeq and is a predicted model, not a curated record. Lineage: Eukaryota; Fungi; Ascomycota; Sordariomycetes; Glomerellales; Glomerellaceae. The transcript is spliced from 2 exons.